Messenger RNA from Magnolia sinica, 1850 nucleotides. Its product is annotated as endoglucanase 20-like. Bases 210 to 1733 code for a protein of 507 amino acids. Gene Ontology annotation, molecular function: hydrolase activity, hydrolyzing O-glycosyl compounds. The transcript has 8 exons. Lineage: Eukaryota; Viridiplantae; Streptophyta; Magnoliopsida; Magnoliales; Magnoliaceae. Gene Ontology annotation, biological process: carbohydrate metabolic process. The record is from RefSeq and is a predicted model, not a curated record.
CCAUCUAUUGCACGGAUAGGAUCAAGAUUAUACAUAUGUGAUGCAUUGGCAGGAAAAAAUGGCUGUAUCUGAUCGUAUCUCUUUAUUAGGGGCUUGCAAUGUGACCCAAAAUGGACAAUUCAUGCAGUAGCCAAUCACAACAGUUUGGCGGGCCUUUAUAAAUAUCACCACUCUAAUCACAUAGAAAAAGUAGACUACACCAAUUGAAAAUGGGUACAGGAGCGGUAGUAAUAGUAGUAGCGGUUGUAUGGGGUGCUGCUGCUAGCGGGGUAUUGUUAGCCGUGGAGGAUGAGAAGGCUGCCUUCAACUACGGGGAUGCUCUGGAGAAAGCCAUCUUGUUCUUUGAAGGACAACGCUCUGGAAAAUUGCCUCACAAUCAACGAGUCAAAUGGAGGGGUGACUCUGGACUCUCAGAUGGCAUGUUAGACCAGGUGAAGUUGGUGGGUGGUUACUACGACGCCGGUGACAACAUCAAGUUUGGAUGGCCCGUGUCUUUCAGCAUCACGUUAUUGAGUUGGGCUGUUGUUGAAUUCAAGGAGCAAAUAUCUUCAGCCAACCAACUAAGCUACCUUCUCUCCACCAUCCGUUGGGGAACCGAUUUCUUAAUGCGAGCUCACACUUCCCCCACCACACUCUACACUCAGAUCGGUGAUGGAAACUCUGAUCACCAAUGCUGGGAGCGCCCUGAAGACAUGGAUACCCCUCGAACAUUAUAUAAGAUCACAGCGACUUCUCCAGGCACGGAGGUGGCUGGUGAAGCUGCCGCUGCCCUUGCUUCUGCCUCCUUAGCAUUCAAGGACGUUGAUUCUAACUAUUCAUCAAUCCUAUUGAUUAGUUCAAUAUCACUUUUUGAGUUUGCUGACAACUACAGAGGAUCUUAUCAAGCUUCAUGUCCUUUCUAUUGUUCCUACUCUGGCUAUCACGAUGAGCUAUUGUGGGCGGCUGCUUGGCUAUUCAAAGCAAGUAAAGACUCAAAAUACAUGAGGUUUGUAAUGGAAAACCAAGGAUGGAGUCAACCUGUUUCCGAAUUUAGUUGGGACAACAAAUUUGCUGGAGCACAGACAUUACUAGCAAAGGAAUACGUGGCCGGGAACACAAAACUGGGAAACUAUAAGAGUGAUGCCGAUUCGUUCGUAUGUGCAUUGAUGCCAGGAAGCAGCACUGUGCAAAUUCAAACAACCAAAGGAGGGCUGCUGUACACACGAGAUAAUAACAACAUGCAAUAUGCUACGAGUGCUUCUCUCAUAUUGCUUGUCUACUCCAAAACGAUUCAUGGGGGUGGAUUUGGUACAAUCCAGUGUGGCUCACUUUAUUUUUCAGCAAUCCAAAUCAGAGCAUUUGCUAAAUCACAGGUGGAUUAUAUACUAGGAAAGAAUCCGCUGGGCAUGUCAUACAUGGUGGGAUUCGGUGUCAAAUACCCAAUGCAACUACACCACAGAGGUGCAUCCAUCCCUUCCAUAAGAGCUCACCCAACCAAGGUGGGAUGCAGUGAGGGUUACUCCACCUGGUAUGCUGCAAACAUGCCCAAUCCAAACACUCAUGUGGGUGCAAUUGUUGGAGGUCCAAAUUCCAAUGACCAGUUUAAUGACAUCCGAUCUGACUACUCGCACUUGGAACCGACCACCUACAGCAAUGCAGCAUUCAUUGGUUCCUUGGCUGCAAUGCUCGGGGGAAAUGGGUGCUUGCAGGUCAUAGGCACCCAUGCAAACCAUACCAAUUUACUAGUAAUGUAAUGCAAUGGUUUAAAAUGUAGUAGUUGGAUCAAUACCAGUUCAAUAAUACAGUAAUUGUGAUGAAGCCGCUAAUAUAGAAAUCCUGCUUGCUUGAGGGGAGCCAGUAAUGACUAGCUU